Messenger RNA from Dermatophagoides farinae (American house dust mite), 1278 nucleotides. It is a transcript of the gene Ctu1, whose product is annotated as Cytosolic thiouridylase subunit 1. The record is from RefSeq and is a predicted model, not a curated record. Gene Ontology annotation, molecular function: tRNA binding. NCBI's taxonomy places the organism in Eukaryota, Metazoa, Arthropoda, Arachnida, Sarcoptiformes, Pyroglyphidae. Gene Ontology annotation, cellular component: mitochondrion; cytosolic tRNA wobble base thiouridylase complex. Gene Ontology annotation, biological process: tRNA wobble position uridine thiolation.
ACAAAAAAUCUUUGCAGAAAUUCAAUCACAAUUGGAAUCAAGGAAAAGUUUCCCGAAAAUGUUUUUUAUUAUUAAUUCUUUAUAUAUUCGAUGCAUGCACAUGUUUAUAAAAUUGUUAUUUUGAAUUUUAUUGAUUUUUAUUAAAAACAGAAUUAGCGAUGAGUAUAAUUAAUUGUAGUCGAUGUAAAACGGCAAGGGCCAAUGUCAAACGUUCGAAAACGAUCGAUUGUUUAUGUAAAGAAUGUUUUUUUUAUUGUUUCGAAACGGAAAUUCAUGAGACUAUUAUUCGUGGAAAAUUAUUUCAUCGUGGUGAAAAAGUAGCAAUAGCUGCUUCGGGUGGAAAAGAUUCCACAGUAUUAGCAUAUAUUGUGAAAUUGCUCAACGAUCGUCAUGAUUAUGGUCUUGAUUUAUUUCUUCUGUCGAUUGAUGAAGGUAUUACGGGUUAUCGUGAUGAUUCCCUCGAUACAGUCAAACAAAAUCAAAUUGAUUAUGGUAUACCGUUGAAAAUACUAAGCUAUCGAGAUUUAUAUGGCUGGACAAUGGAUGAAAUCGUACGAGCUACCGGAGUAAAAAAUAACUGUACAUUUUGUGGUGUAUUUCGUCGCCAAGCUUUGGAUCGUGGAGCUAUGUUAUUAAAGUGUGAUACAAUCGUUACUGGACAUAAUGCCGAUGAUUUAGCCGAAACAAUACUAAUGAACAUUCUUCGUGGUGAUAUAGCUCGAUUAGGACGUUCAGCACGUAUAAUUACAGAUGUCACUGAUGAAACUGAAACCGGUUGGUGUAUAAGACGUGCUAAACCAUUCAAAUAUACAUAUGAAAAAGAGAUUGUUCUCUAUGCACGUUUUAAACAAUUGAAAUAUUUUAGUACCGAAUGUAUCUAUUCACCUAUGGCAUAUCGUGGCUAUGCACGUGAACAUUUAAAACAAUUGGAAAAAAUUCGUCCAUCCGUCAUAUUGGAUAUUAUAAAAUCUGGCGAAUGUUUUGAUGUCAGAAAUUCAAUCACUAGAAAUAAUACGGACAUUACGAAUCGUUUGAAAUCCAAAGGAAUCUGUCAACGUUGUGGAUACAUUUCUAGCCAGGAUAUUUGUAAAGCAUGUAUUCUAUUGGAAGGUUUGAAUUCUGGACGACCACGAUUAGGGAUCAGUAAAACAAGUAAAAUUGAAAAAGCUACCAAAAAUUAUUCAUGUGAUAAUUCUUCCAAAUUGAAUUGUAUUUGUCAAGAUUCAUUGACAAAAAACGAUGGUGAUUAAAUUUUUAUUUAAUUGUGAAAAUUGUCAA